AUGGAGGCGAAGCCGCUGGAGCUGGAGCUGGAGCCGGAGCUGAAGCUUAAGCCGGAGCUGGAGCUAGAGCUUGUGGUCGUUGUUGCGGUUGUCGUUGUCGUGGUUGGCGAAGGAGGUGCGUUAGAUAUCAAGCUCAGCGUGGAGGUGGCGGUGCUACUGCUGGUACUGCUGCUGCUGCUGCUACUGCUCGAGACUGAAGAGCUUGGGGCUGUGCUGGAGCCUGAAGUUAUCGAUGUCGUAGAAGAGCUUACUGCCGAAGAUCCUGGCGCGCUUGCACUCGAUGUAGUGGAUGAGGUAGAACCAGCAGAAGAGCUCAAACUUGAAGAAGUCGAGGAGGUCACAGUACCAGUACUUGAACUUGAGGUAGAUGAGCUUGCCACUGGAUCGCACAGUCCGAAACCUAUCUGACAUCCAGCACCACAGUAGCCAGGUCCAGAACCACAGUAUCCGUACUGGCUGCAACAAUUCCCAGCAGGAGCUCCGUAACAAUUGAAGCCAGUGGAUCCGCCGCAAACACCGCUUGGGCUCACGUUGGCUGUUGUGGAUGACGGAAUCAACAGAGUGGCAGUGCUUGCCGUUGCGGCGGAGGACGUGGUGGUUGAGCGCGAGGUCGAGCUGCUAGAGCUGCUGGAACUCGAAGAAGUGCUUGACGCCGCUGGACGAGGCAUGUAG
Lecanosticta acicola is the source of this 672-nucleotide messenger RNA. The record is from the annotation of a GenBank genome assembly. Lineage: Eukaryota; Fungi; Ascomycota; Dothideomycetes; Mycosphaerellales; Mycosphaerellaceae.